UGGUCCAUCCCCAACACACCGGCUUUCUCUUCCCCAAGAUCCUCUUUCUCUUCCCCGGCGGUUCCUCGGUCAGAGGGCGACGCGGUGGAGGUUGGCGGCGGCGCCCCGUUCUAAGGGCGGCGAGGGUGAAGGUCGGCGGCGGCGCCCCGGUCAGAGGGCGACGCGGUGGAGGUUGGCGGCGGCGCCCCGGUCUGAGGGCGGCGAGGGUGAAGGUCGGCGGCGGCGCCCCGGUCAGAGGGCGACGCGGUGGAGGUUGGCGGCGGCGCCCCGGUGGAGGUUUGACUGCCUCAAUCGAUCUCGCACAAAUCUUCAGUCAACCUAAACGUAGUUUCUCAAGCUUUAGCAAUCGGUCCUAAUAGUAAUUUUUGGGGAUUCACUGCCAACCUGAUUCGGCACCGCGUUAAAAAUGGAGGAUUGUAUGGAGACAGAGUUUGUGCCCCAGCCAGGAUAUUUCCUGGGCCUGCUAAACAGUGUACAGAAUACUUGUAAUCCAGAAAUUAAUGGAGAGGUAUGCACUAAUCCAGCGGAUAAUGAAUGUCCAAGCACCGAACGAAAUGAAUCUUCUGAUAUCAACGAGGUUUUGUCGCUACCUAAUAUGAGGGUUUCAAUUGAUGAUCUAAACGAUGCCGAAAAUGAAGUCCAAUCAGAACCUGCUGUCAUAAGAUCCACCAAUGAACAAACUGGUGAAUGCUCAGAACAGUACGAACAAAACGAUGAAAAUAUUUUCUCCUCUUUCAAGCAGAUGGACACCGGGGAAGUGUCCUCCGCAAAUUCAUGUCUAAUGGAAGGCGAGACGUCUGGACCCAUGGAACAAUCUAUGAGAGAGUACUGUGCCGAUAAGACCACUCAAAUGUUUAAGCCUAGGAUUGGAAUGACAUUCGAUUCGUUGACAGAAGCAUACCAAUUCUACAACUCGUAUUCAUGGGUUGUGGGAUUUAGUAUUAGGUAUGGCGACAGCUAUACCUCAACCAAAAAAGUGAAGACCAUGCAGGAAUUAGUCUGCCAGCGUUCUGGGAAACCAAGAACGCUAAGCAGUCAACCACCCGGUGUGGCUGCAAAGCUCGUUUCAAAGUUUGCUGUAAUGAGCAAUCAAAAUGGUAUGUGAAGUCCUUUUCAGAGGACCACAACCAUGAUUUAGUGGAUAGUUGUGGUGAAAAGAAACAUCUUUUUUCACAUCAACACAUUGACAAGCACACAAAGGAUAUGAUUAGGUAUCUUAGGGAGAACAAUGUAUCAUUGAGUCGUGUAGACUCCAUUAUGGGUAGCUGGUUUGGUUCAGCGGAGAAAGUUCCUUUCUCAAAGAAGACCCUUCGUACUGUUUGUUCUCAGAUUGCGAAAGAGUCCCUUCAGGAUGAUAUUACGAAGACAAUGGAGAGUUUCCGGGCUAUGAUAUCAAAGGAUGAUAAAUUUGUUUUUUCUGCUCAAGUUGAUGAUGACAACCGUCUUCGGUCAUUAAUGUGGACAAGUGGCAGGAGCAGGUCUUUGUACGAGCACUUCGGUGAUGCAAUUACAUUUGAUACUACUUAUGAAACAAAUAUAUAUAAGAUGCCUUUUGGCAUGUUUGUGGGAGUUAGCAACCAUUUUGAGAGUGUUAUAUUUGCUGGUGUUUUGCUUACAAAUGAGAGGGCAGCGGAUUUCAAAUGGGCAUUCAGCGAAUUUGUUACAAUGAUGGGUGGCAAGGCUCCUGUGACAAUGUUAACAGACCAAGCAAGAGCAAUGGCGAUUGCUAUUAAAGAUGUUCUGCCUAAAACCAAUCAUAGAUGGUGCAAAUGGCAUGUCCUCCGAAAGGCCCAAGAGGUCCUUGGGCAUGUUUACAAGAAGCAUCUUACAUUCAGUGAUGAUUUCCACAAGUUGGUCAAUCAUAUGCUCACGAUAGAAGAGUUUGAGGCUGGUUGGCAUGCCAUAUCCGAGAAGUACGACCUGCAGAAGAACCCUUUCAUGAUUAGAGCUUUCGAGUGUCGUGAAAAAUGGGCUAAACCAUAUUUCAAAGGAUUUUUUGUGCAAGGAUGACUAGCACCCAGCGCAGCGAGAGUGCUAAUCAUGUGUUGAAAAUUUAUAUUCCAUGCAAUUCUUCUAUUAACAGAUUUGUGGCUCAGUAUUCAAAACUUAUAAACGAUCGAGAAAGUUCAGAUCAUGAGUGCGAGAAGAAUACGAAACAGAAAUCCAUCGAGCUGCAGGUUGGGUAUCCUAUUGAGAAACAUGCAUCACUAAUAUACACAAGGAAGGUGUACCAACUUUUCAAGAUGGAAUUGUUGAAAUCUACCAAAUAUGUUAUUGUUCCCAGGAAAGAGAAUAAUAUAUUCGAGGUCAAACAUGUUCAGGCUGAGCUUAGAGAUUCUUGGUGCAAAGUAAACUACGUGAUUGAUGUGCAAGAUCCAGUUGGUUUUUAUAAAUGUGAAUGCGGUCUGUAUGAACAUUUUGGAAUUGUAUGCAGCCACAUCAUAGCGGUUUUCAUUCAUAGAGGAGUGUGCAGUAUUCCUGAUUGCCACAUCAUGAAGCGCUGGACAAGGCAAGCUCGUAUGUCAAAGUAUAAUCCCAAUCUUAGGAAUCUUGCCAAGGACAGGAUAAUGGAGAGUAGGUCUUUUCGCCACAAGGUUGUUUAUAUGUCAGCAAUGGAGCUAGUAAAUCAAGCAGAGGUGGAUGAGAAAUCUUGUGAAAUCGCGAACCGAAAUAUUGAGCGAGGGAAGAAGGAAAUUGAGGAAUAUAGGCUGUCAAAGUUGAGAACUUGCCAGGUUGGUUAUGGUGACUGUUCAGGGACUUCCAAUGCAGCAGACGCAAAUGGAGCUGAUGAUACAAUGGAUUGUACCGAAGUAGGUAAUCCGGGGCUGGAGAUAUUUGACAGGUCAAAGAAUAUAGGCAUUCCUGUAUGUUCAAUCAAGGCUCCUUUGAUAAAGAAGAAGGAUGGUAGGCCGACUAACCGUAGAUUUCUGUCUCGCCUUGAUGCCAACAUUAAAAAGAAGAAACCCGCUGGCAAGGCGAAGAGAUCAAAAGAUCCUGGUGGUCUAUCAGGAGUAGUCCAGUCAAGGUUCUGCAGCAAAUGUAAAUCGCUGGCGCACAACAUAACAGGCUGCCCCAAGAUGAUGCUAGAAGAUGGUCCUAACUAGAACCUGGUUAUGUUAACUACUAAAUAGAUCAGAUGUCCCAGUAUACUUAUCGAAAGCUUUGUUGGAAGUGUUGAUGUAUGUUAUUUAGUAUCAGUCUGUUCAGACUUU
Lolium perenne is the source of this 3212-nucleotide messenger RNA. RefSeq names its product protein FAR1-RELATED SEQUENCE 5-like. Gene Ontology annotation, molecular function: zinc ion binding. Lineage: Eukaryota; Viridiplantae; Streptophyta; Magnoliopsida; Poales; Poaceae. The record is from RefSeq and is a predicted model, not a curated record. Gene Ontology annotation, biological process: regulation of DNA-templated transcription.